Cebus imitator (Panamanian white-faced capuchin) is the source of this 1159-nucleotide messenger RNA. It is a transcript of the gene FHIT, whose product is annotated as fragile histidine triad diadenosine triphosphatase. The coding region runs from base 384 to 884 and encodes 166 amino acids. Lineage: Eukaryota; Metazoa; Chordata; Mammalia; Primates; Cebidae. Gene Ontology annotation, cellular component: cytoplasm; nucleus; plasma membrane. The record is from RefSeq and is a predicted model, not a curated record. The transcript has 10 exons. Gene Ontology annotation, biological process: intrinsic apoptotic signaling pathway by p53 class mediator; negative regulation of proteasomal ubiquitin-dependent protein catabolic process; purine nucleotide metabolic process. Gene Ontology annotation, molecular function: bis(5'-adenosyl)-triphosphatase activity; ubiquitin protein ligase binding.
UUCAAAAUUGAAUAAGCAUCUGGUGGUCUGAAAAUGUUUUAUACCUGAUAUUUAAAAGAUAUUUUGACUAUUGCCAAAAGGAAUCAAUUCCUUCAUGCUGUUUCCCUUGCGGAUGCCGUCAUAUGCCACUGAGUUGUGUAGAGCACAGGUUCUGGAGGAAGGGCAGACUUGGAUUUGCACUUAAACUCUGCCACUUACAUGCCUAUGACCUUGGACUUUACCUCUUAAGGAGCUUUGAAGCUCAGCAAAGAAGAGAAAUCCAUUGAGAACAGUCUGUAAAGGUAUCCGGGGAAUACCUGCCUGCUUAGACCCUCCAGAAAAGCUCUGUGCAUCCUGCCUCCUGAGGACUCUGAAGACGUAGCAGUCUUCUGAAAGUUGACGAAAUGUCGUUCAGAUUCGGCCAACAUCUCAUCAAGCCUUCUGUGGUGUUUCUCAAAACGGAACUGUCCUUCGCUCUUGUGAAUAGGAAACCUGUGGUACCAGGACAUGUCCUCGUGUGUCCGCUGCGGCCAGUGGAACGCUUCCACGACCUGCGUCCUGAUGAAGUGGCCGAUUUGUUUCAGGCAACCCAAAGAGUUGGGACAGUGGUAGAGAAACAUUUCCACGGGACCUCUCUCACACUUUCCAUGCAGGAUGGCCCCGAAGCCGGACAGACUGUGAAGCACGUUCACGUCCACAUUCUUCCCAGGAAGGCUGGAGACUUUCACAGGAAUGACAGCAUCUAUGAUGAGUUGAAGCAAUUCAAGUUCAAAUCAUUCACUCAUUUGCCCAAGGUCCCACAUCUCCAGAAACACGACAAGGAAGAGGAGGACUCCCCGGCCUCUUGGAGAUCAGAGGAGGAAAUGGCAGCAGAAGCUGCAGCUCUGCGGGUCUACUUUCAGUGACGCAGAUGUUUUUCAGAUCCUGAAUGCCAUCAAAAGGGCUAAUGCCAGCCACUUUGAAGACCACCCCCAGAGGAACCGAAUCAGCAUGAAAAUGCAGUUUCUGCAUCUCCCCAUCCUGUGACUUCAUCCUGCAUUCUUCAACCAGUGAGCCCCCACCUCGGCCCUCCAAACCCUUUUAAAUACCUAGGUCUAAACUGCUCAGACAGGCAGGCUUGAGGUUUCCUCCUGUCUCCUUAUUCAGCAGCCUUGUGAUUAAACUUCCUUCUCUACUGCAA